AUGGCAAAGCGCCGCUUCAAGCUCCCUGCCGUCCUUGCGUUGGCCUUGUCCAUUAUGGUGGCUAGGUCUUUCGUUGCUCCGUUUGAGAUAUCGCGAAUCACCCAAGUUAACAGGCACAAGGCCGCAAGAACCACGAGAUGGGCGUUCGACGCUUCGAUUGCUGCGCAGUAUUUAGAGCCAUUCGCCACUGUGCUUGGGUUAUCACUGAAGGACAUCGUACUGGGAGUUCAGGUUGCAAACAGCAACAUCGACUCGCUUUCGAAGCAGGAUACUUUGGUGAACUCCAAUGAUGCCCAAGACCACGCAGAAGGCCUUGCAAAAGCCUUGGUGAAGGAAAGCAGUGCAUCACCUCAAUUCCGCAACAUCUUCUUGCCGAAGAUUUCGUUGCCGCGGAUCCCUGUGAACG
Messenger RNA from Symbiodinium natans, 406 nucleotides. NCBI's taxonomy places the organism in Eukaryota, Dinophyceae, Suessiales, Symbiodiniaceae. The record is from the annotation of a GenBank genome assembly.